Molecule: messenger RNA, 645 nt
Organism: Entrophospora candida
Lineage: Eukaryota; Fungi; Glomeromycota; Glomeromycetes; Entrophosporales; Entrophosporaceae
Source: the annotation of a GenBank genome assembly
AUGCUUGAUACAGAAGAUAUAGAUUUUACAAAUGAGGCAACCAUAAAAUUUGCUGAGAGUAAAGAAACAUUUGAAAUUAAUUAUAAUGAACAAAAAGGGGUAGAGGGUCCAUUAAAAUUAACAGGACAUUUGGUUGAAGAUAGUCAUAAUAAUACUUAUGAUUCGGAAGCCAUUAAAAAAUGUUUAAUGAUUUUUGAUGAGGAAACGAAUACAUGGUCAUUAGAAAUGGUGGGAUCUAGUUAUCAUGUUAGUAAAGGCGAGUUUGAUAAUUUUGAAACAUCUAGUGAACUGCAAGAAUUUGCUAAAGAAUUUGAUUUCACUAUGAGACAAUCAUCUGAAGAUGAUGGAAUGGUCGAAGAAGUAGAAAAACAUGGUUAUAAUAAUUCAUCAGAUUCAGCUUCAUCUGAUAAUAGUAGCAGUGGUGUAUUAGAUUCUGAAUUUGCUGAACUUGCAACAAUGAUGAAAACUUCGUUGAAUCAAGAAAAUGGAAUCAAUAGUUUAAAUCCAAAUCAUAAUUCAGGUCCUGUGUCAUUGGAACAAUAUUUGGGUGGUGGAGUGGCUCCUCAUCAUAAACAAUCUGAGCAAUCACAACUAUAUAUCAACUUUUUUGGGGGUAAAGAUAAAUAUUCUUCUUUUCAGAAAUAA